AUGGCGGUUUGGUACACAACAAUGAUUCUGUUAACACUUGGACUCUGUGCUGCAACCUAUAAUAUAUGCCCAGAAAACUCCGUUAACAGUACUCAUAGUGCUUUUGGUGCAACCAAUUACGUUCAAAAAGGCGUGUGGCACCAAGUACCUUGCCCGUCCUUUCGUCCCGAUGAGGCUAUUAGUCGGGUCAUUUGGUACAAACAGGACAGUCCCACGACUCCUGAGCAAACGUUGAUCACUCACAAACAUAACGCAGACUACCCAGAGAGCGACAGGUACGCGUUCGGGACGUCUGGUUUCAGCCUCGUCAUUGAAGGUGUCGAGGAGAGUGAUGGAGGAAGGUAUCUCUGUCAAGUCUUACCACGUGACACAAUAUCUCGACUUGAAGAAAUCAGCAUCCAAGUUAUAGGUGACACCUUUCCAGGAGGCAGUGGUCAGGCAUCUUCCACUGCUAGUUUCCAGCGAGGACGCAGACAGACGCUACUGUGUGAGUGCGCGUCACAGACACCAGAAGUAGUGUAUUGGUCAACGGGAGAGGGCGGCACUACAGAUACACAGAUCAUAGCUGCUCGUUUCUCCGAUGGUACUACCCUGCAGAUUCAACAUGGCGCCGAUUUCAACGUUGGUAGUGACGCUUCACUUACAAUCAACUCCCUAAAUGACGUGCAAGAUGCACAGAGAUUCUGGUGUCACGUGUUCCAGUCAGAUGGUACUCUCAGAAAUUGCGACACCAAUGCCCAGAUAUCAGACGAGAUGGAAUCAGCGAGUGAUGCACUGAAGGCCUCGGAAAGAUCUUUCUACCUGCGAGACGACUCACAGCAGAUACUCCCUUGUCUGAGCUGGACACCUGGCGACACAGCUUGUGAGGUGGAGUGGAGUAAGCUCGACAACCCAGAUCGACAAAUCCUCAGUUACAACCUGUCGACUGGUGUCGUCGAUUCUAGUCCUGAAUUAGAUCUCGCCAGUGACUUUGGUUUGGUGAUUCAGUCAGUUGAUGAUGACCAUGCUGGCGUGUAUCGAUGUGCUGUGGGAGAUGAAAACCAGAUAGAUGUUGAAGUCCGAGUGAUAGGGGAUCGCUUUCCAUUGGAUGGAGGUAGCGCUAAAGAAGGUGACAGCGUGACCAUCAAACCUGAAACUAGAUUUUCUCUUCAAUGUCCGGCUCUCUCAGACAUCUCCUUGACAACGAAGGCAACUUUGUUCUGGUCCUUUGGUGCCAAUGAUGCAGAGUCUGCCACUGUGAUCGGCACACUGAAUCUACCAGAUGGUCCCCAGAAGAUGUAUGAUCUUGGAAAGGACUGCCUCGGCAUAUCAAUGGAGGGCGCUCUGCUCUUUAAUAACUGUUCCCAAGAUGAUGAUGUCAGAUACUGGUGUCAUGUCUUCCCUGCGAAUGAUAAUCUGAUCAGGUCUUAUGUGGAUGUGUUGAUAGAGAAUUCAAACGGUGGUCCUCGAUCGUCCAAUGUCUUUGUCAUCGCUGUUUGCGUGACUUUAUUCGUCAUCGUUCUUGGGAUUGUUGUUUUCCUGAUCUUGAAGCGGCGUCGACGAUCUUUGCAUUCUAGAGAAGACAAGGAGAAAGGUGAUUACAAAAGGCUGGAUAAGCAAGAAUCCGUCCCGGAGUUGGAUUUGAAGACGCUUGCCUCAAAGAUCAAAAUGUUUGUGAUCAGCAAAUUGGGCAGAAUUCCUAUUACGCCAUGGGUUGACGGGGACGAUGCUUGCUUCGCAUCAAUAAGUACAGUCUACAGACCCUUAGAGAUGUUCGCCAAUGUCUCCUACGGAGGUAGUACUGUAAAGUAUCAAUUAGACUCGGAGUCUGGUAUCUUUGAUGAUGGUAUUCCAGAAUUUGCCAGUAAGCAUGCUAUAAUACAAGGUAGACGGGGUUGUGGUAAGACUACGUUUUUGUACAGACUGAUAUACGACUGGGCCAUGGGAAGGGAAGGUGCACUAUGGGGUAGUGAUCAGAUAGUUGUUCUUGUCCCAGCUUGGUUGCUUAUUAAAGAUAAAACCAUCGGUAAAGCAGUCGUUGAAUGCAUGCUUCCAAAAGACGCAAACAUUUCGGCCGAAUCUAUUAAUGCACACUUCGCACGAGACAAAAGCAACCUGACAGUUUUGGUUGAUGACUGUAACGACAAGGACGACAUCGACGCUGUCAUGAAAGUAAUGACCGACAAUGGAUUUCUAGGCUGUCAAUUAGUUUUGACCACUGGAAACGUAGAGCUUGCAAAAGCUGCGUCACAUAAACAUAACAUGCGCUAUGUCAUCAUUACCGGCUUUACGUUAAGAAAUGCUUUGGAAUACAUCAAUGUAGUUUUGGAUACUGCUGAAGUUAGGAAUAAAGCUACCCCUGAGCACAAGGCAGUCAAGAGUAAAGCUGAACCGAAAUCAGCUUCGACUGCAGACAGAAACAUUGAGCAGCAUCUGCCCAAGGCGGAAGACUCUCUAACAGUAUCAGCUCCUCCAGAAACAAAGGACAGCACGGUCACUGGUAGAUAUCCUAAGAAGACACCCAGAACACCUACAACAAACAACAAACGAAAUCUUCAUCGAUAUCUAGAAGAGUUAAUUCUUCAAACGGAUAUUUCAUGUCUCCCAGCUGUCUUGGUAGCACUCUGUCAAUUGUCAAUCUGGACAAAAGGCGAUGCCUUCAAACCUGACGUUACCAUGUCAAAUGUGAUCUUCAGAUUGGUCAAGUGUAUGUUCGACAGGAUGAAAGGGAUGGAAGUCGGUGUCAAUGAGGGACACCAACUCAGUCUGCUCACAGAAGACCAACUGAACGUACUGGCAGAGCUUGGUAGAGUGGUUUAUUCAAGACUCGUUGAUAGUUGUUUAAAUUAUGCGGACUAUGCGGAAGAGGACUUCUUGAGUUCGUCAGAUAAGGGAGGACAUGCCUUGGAAGUUGCAAAAGAAGUUGGACUUAUUCGUCCAUUGAAGGUUGAGUCCAAAGUAGAAUCUACGGAACAAAUUACUGAAGCAGAUUUAUCAGAAGUAGAAAUACGGACAGGGUUACUUUGUUGUAAGCGGAAGCAAAAGCAACAAAAUGUGGCAAAACGAGAUCCGAUAGGGCAGGGUACAGAGCUCACCCCUCUGACAAGUCAUAAUGAUGAACGGGUUGGUUUUGUCUUGGAGAUUAUUGAGCAGCUUUGCGUUGCUGUGUUUAUCACACAGAGCACAGGACAAAUGAAAACAUUGUCAAAAGACACGAAGUUUGGCCACGGGGAGAUUCUUCAGAGGUUUUCAAAUGUAUUCCACUUUGCUAUUGAGGAUAAUCAGUUUGACAGAGAAGCUCUUGUUGAUUAUUGUGUGAAGCUCAUCAGCAGGGGAUACAGUGAAGCCAGGCCCUUCCAUGAUAUGUUGCAAUUGCAAAAGUUCAUAGAGUUGUGUCUCCAGCUAAAUUUCGAGGGGCAGUUUGAGGGCGCCUUGAACAAGAAGCUCAAAUCGAUCUUUCCUGAUGGAAGGGUCCGCUUAAUUGGGAUUUCGAGUUGCAAACUGCGUCUGUUGUCAUACCUACUCGAACAUGCUCAGCCGGAAGAUAAGAGCAAAUUGAAUGUGAAGUCGAUUGAAUUGUUACGGAUUGGUCAAUACGACUGGUCAGAGCUUGUAGAAUACAUGGAAUAUUUUAGAACCGGGAAAGGGAAACCUGAAAAUAAGAAAAAGAAGAUGGAGAUAACGACGAAAAAGAAAGCUUCGAAAACAAAAACCGAAGAUACUCAACCCUCUUCAACUGGAACCAAACAGGCACGAGCUCCAGAAGCGCAGAAAGGCGUCACAAAACUGUCAACCGAUGCCAUGGAGAUUUAUUCUAGCAUAAACGAGCCUCAGCCAAACGCAGAAAAGCAACCGAAAUCCAAAGCUGACCAAAAAACAAUCACAGAUCCACGAACCGAAGGUGACAAUAAACCGAAACUGGAAGUCCUCCAAUAUUCACCUCCAGCUGUGAGUGAAUCAUCAAACAAGGAUGGUGGCAAUGAGAAUGAAUCUAUUGACUUGUCAUUAGAUAAGAAAAUUGCAUCUGAUGAUGUAAUUGAGAGUAACAACGAUCAGGCUGUAUCGAAAAAGUUGUGUGAGAUAAUACAUUCCAGAAACCACGACAUGCCUCAGUUUCCUCCUGGAAUGUCAGACGUGAGUGUCCUCCAUACUGUGCAGUCGUUCGGUCUACAGGAGCUCUUAGAGUCACAGGCAGGGGAGUGCUACUCAUCGGGUGCAGCAAGAGACUUGGCUUGCUACCUUCCUCGUCUGGAAAUGCUUGAGAGUCUGGUUCUGGUUGGGACGAUUCUGAGUUCAGACGCUAUUUGCGACUUGGCGAAAAGGGCUCACCGACUCCAAAACUUGAAGAAGCUGGAUCUCCGUUUGAAUAGGCAGUUUGAUGAUAGAGCCUUCGUGGCGGUUACAAAUUUACCGCUACAUCAGUGCAAAAAGUUGAGGGAUCUCAGACUGUCUCUGUACAAAGUAUCCAUUGAGGGGUUUGAUGAGGUUCAGAAGGAAAUAAAGGAUGGCGAGAAUUCGUGGGACAGAUUGAAGACACUGUAUCUUCUGCAUGGAUCACCUGCUGAGAAGUUUGUAGGAUUCCUCAGCAACAGCUUACAAUACUUUCACUUCGUUGAAUGUUUUCAUUUCUCAGCCGCUUAUAAACAAGACAGAAUACCGGACAAUAUUCAGAAGGAGUUCGAACAAAAUAUGAACAAUCCGAAAGUCAUGCCAAAUCUUGAAGCCCUCGACAUUGGUAACAUGGAGACACUGCAGGCAAGACUGACGUGCUUAAAACUCCCUAAAAAGAAGAGGGGAACAGUCAUGUCGAAAAUUGUUGAGACAAUCGACAUGUGGAAAAAGACAGAAACCGAGAAUGAAAAAUCCACGACGGCAAGCGAGAUUGCAGAGUAA
This is a messenger RNA of Patiria miniata (bat star), 4872 nucleotides long. RefSeq lists its product as uncharacterized. Lineage: Eukaryota; Metazoa; Echinodermata; Asteroidea; Valvatida; Asterinidae. Bases 1 to 4872 code for a protein of 1623 amino acids. The record is from RefSeq and is a predicted model, not a curated record. The transcript has 7 exons.